CAGCCAAGCCGUUGUGUUACUUUACUCGUCGGUUGAAUGACUGUGGAAUGUGGAUGACAAAAUCACUAUUUCCACUGUAUGUAUGUAUGUAGAUCACAGAGACCUCAAAUAGUUCUUCAAUCAUCCGAUCGCUUGUAAGCGUUGCUUUUGGUAGUUGGUGAAUGUGAUUGGUUAAUGUGUUGACCGUUGAGCAACUUCAGUGUUGAGCUGAGUUUGUACUUUGUACAAUAAUUAUGGACGGUAAUAAGGAUGAGGCAAUGAAAUGCAUCGGCAUUGCGAAAGAGGCGAUUGCAUCUGGCAACAAGGAGCGUGCGCUGAAGUUUAUUGGCAUUGCACAACGGUUAAAUCAUAAUUUAUCUGUAGAUGAUCUUUUGGCGGCGUGUAAAAAUCUUGAUUCCGCGAAUCCGAGUCCAUCGGAUGGUAGAAAUAAUGUUGCAAGUAACCGUGUAGAUCCCAAGCAGGAUGAAGGUGUGAAAGGAGAGCCGAGUUAUACCGAAGAACACGUUCAAGUGGUUCGUAAAAUCAAAAGUAGCACGGAUUAUUAUGAGAUUUUGGGUGUUGGUAAAAGUUGUUCUGUUGAGGAGGUUAAGAAGGCUUACAGGAAGCUGUCGUUGAAAGUUCAUCCUGAUAAGAACAAAGCUCCUGGAUCCGAGGAAGCUUUUAAGAAAGUUGGCAAGGCGUUUAAGUGUCUGAGUGAUGAUAACUCAAGAAGACAGUAUGAUCAAACAGGUUUCGUCGAGGGAGACGAGUACGGUCAGCAGUAUAAUCAUAUGAGACGAAGAAGAAGAACAGGACACAAUAUGUUUGAGGAUGAUUUUGAUGCUGAUGAAAUCUUUAGGUCGUUUUUUGGUCAGGGUGAUAUGUUUCGUACAGCUCAUGUGUACAGAACCAGACGGGCGGCAGCAGGUGGUCAGCAUACUGGUGAUGGUGGCGGUGGUGGGACCAAUCCUAAUAUGAUGUUACUUCUUCAACUUUUACCGUUUUUGCUUAUCGUAUUGCUCGCGUGUCUCCCGUUUUCAGAGCCUGAAUAUUCAUUACAAAGGAACUAUACUUAUCAGUUUUCUAAGAUGACCAAGGAAUAUGGAGUGGAGUUUUACGUGAAAUCAUCUGAUUUUGAUCAGAAGUAUCCACUUGGUUCGCCUGCAAGAGUUAAUAUUGAAAAUAGUGUGUUCAAAGAUUACAAAAAUAUGCUGUGGCGUUAUUGCCAUGUGGAAAUGCAGAGGCGCUCAUGGAGCAGAAACUUGCCAACCCCUCACUGUGACAAACUUGAAAGUUUGGGAAUAGCAUGAAGAGAACUUAUUUAAAGUCGAUAGAUGGAGAACUAUUCUUCCAUUGGCAGUGAUUUCUGAGUUCAACUGGCUGGUGAACUUUUGAGAAUCGGGUUUAUUUCCUAUAUUUUAUAGCCCGGCUCUGCGAUGUUUGAUUUUAGCACGGGUGUAGUAGCAUUUGUGUAAAGAUAUACUACUGUCGCUGACAGGUUAGUUUUUUGAGAAAAAGUAUUAUGAGAGGAUAUGAUCAUAUAACAGAACAGUGUUUUAAAAAUAAGUGUCCUUAAUUAUCAGCUGAUAACCAGGAGGAAUGCUUGUUUGAUCUUCCAAAUGA
Molecule: messenger RNA, 1602 nt
Organism: Helianthus annuus (common sunflower)
Lineage: Eukaryota; Viridiplantae; Streptophyta; Magnoliopsida; Asterales; Asteraceae
Product: chaperone protein dnaJ 49
Exons: 3
Coding region: 234-1289 (351 amino acids)
Biological process (GO): cellular response to misfolded protein
Cellular component (GO): endoplasmic reticulum membrane
Molecular function (GO): Hsp70 protein binding
Source: RefSeq, a predicted model, not a curated record